Molecule: messenger RNA, 1668 nt
Organism: Physella acuta
Lineage: Eukaryota; Metazoa; Mollusca; Gastropoda; Physidae
Product: acetyl-CoA acetyltransferase, mitochondrial
Biological process (GO): fatty acid beta-oxidation
Cellular component (GO): mitochondrion
Molecular function (GO): acetyl-CoA C-acetyltransferase activity
Source: RefSeq, a predicted model, not a curated record
CUUACUUAACACUGCAGGGUGUUAGCACACACCAAAGUUCGUUCUCUUGACUUCAGUGACAGCAGAGGCUUCAGCUUAUUUUAGGGCUGAUUCGCUAUUCAGAAACAACUAAAAUUCUUGACAAGUACUAAGAAUGCUUUUCAAUUGCCGCUUUUCAUCACAGGCACUCAGGGCUUUAAGUCGGAGCUAUGCUACUAAGUCGGGUUUAAAAGAAGUUGUUAUUGUGAGCGCUGUGCGUACACCAAUUGGAUCUUUCCUGGGCUCCCUAUCUGCACUCCCAGCUACAAAACUUGGGUCAGCUGCCAUCAGUGCUGCUGUCAAGAAGGCAGGAAUUGCUCCAGAAAAUGUCAAUGAAGUAUAUAUGGGCAAUGUUCUGCAAGGUCGUCAAGGUCAAGCACCAGCCAGACAAGCCACCCUUGGAGCAGGUCUGCCCAUCUCCACCCCCACCACAACCAUCAACAAGGUCUGCGCCUCAGGCAUGAAGGCCAUCAUGCUGGCAUCACAGUCUCUCAUGUGUGGCCACCAGGAAGUGAUGGUAGCAGGAGGUAUGGAGAGCAUGUCCAACGUCCCCUUCUACCUGAAGAGAGGAGCCCUGCCCUAUGGGGGCAUCAACCUGGAGGAUGGCAUUGUGUGUGAUGGCUUAACAGAUGCCUACAAUCACUGUCACAUGGGCAACUGUGCAGAGAACACUGCCAAGAAGUUUAACAUUGGCAGGGAGGCGCAGGACGAGUUUGCUGUCAGAAGCUACACACUCAGUCAGAAAUCUGCGGCUGCUGGAGUCUUUGCACCGGAAAUAGUUCCAGUGGAGGUGCCCCAAAGAAAAGGGGAUCCAAUCAAAGUUGCUGAAGACGAAGAAUACAAAAAAACAGAUUUCACAAAGUUUAAAAAUCUGAAACCAGUGUUUCAAAAAGAGAAAGGAACCGUAACUGCAGCAAACGCCAGUACACUGAAUGAUGGAGCUGCAGCCCUUGUCUUGAUGACUGCUGAAGCUGCCAAGAAAUUUGGAGCCAAACCUCUAGCCAGGAUAGUCAGUUUUGCUGACGCUGCCAUUGACCCCAUAGAUUUCCCAACUGCACCAGCCUAUGCUAUCCCAAAGCUGUUCGAGAGCUCUGGGGUGAAGAAAGAUGAAGUGGCCCUGUGGGAGAUCAAUGAAGCUUUCAGUGUUGUGGUGCUGGCCAAUGUGGAGAUGUUGAAGCUGGACAUCAACAAAGUCAACGUUCAUGGUGGUGCUGUCAGUAUUGGACAUCCCAUUGGAAUGUCAGGAGCCCGCAUCACAGGUCACCUGGUACACAACCUGAAGGCUGGAGAGUUUGGUGUGGCAAGUAUCUGUAAUGGAGGGGGCGGGGCAUCCGCCAUCUUGAUACAAAAGCUCUGAUCUGUUGACAUUUUGUUUGAUGUAAUCUUAGCUGGUGGAGCAUUCUAGAACUUUUCUAGCUGUGUGAGCUAGUACCAGACAAUGAGUGCUCACCUUGAUGUGAUAAUAUUUGAACUGGUGUGAAUGUGAGAGCAUGGGAUGUUUUUUCUUCAGUUUAGUGUGAGGGCUGAAAGAUCAAAUACAAAAUGUAGGGUGGUUGUGUGAAGGCCACCUACUAUAACAUGUCAUUGUAAAUGUUUGAUCCUAGUUAUUGUGCCAUAUAACAUGCUUAUUAAAUGCAAUUCAAUUAAAAU